AUGUUUCCGCAGUCGCUCAGCUAUUUUCCGAAUCUUGGAAUUAAUUUCGAAUUACCCACGUUCUCUCUAGACGAUCUUCGCGAAGAUAUUGUACAGAAUGCUCCACUUUUAUCAUUGGGUGAUGAAAAUUUAGACAGAAUUUUGUCAUAUGUUCCGCUUAAAGAGCGAUUGAAUUUUGGAAAAGUUUGCAAAAAAUUUAACGAGUCUGCGAAGCGUACGAUUAAAUCGAUAGCAUUUUUUCGCGAUGGACUCGAUCAUGUAGAUGAUGCGAAAAUCGCAUAUUUCCUUUCCAAAUAUGGACAACAAAUUGAAUAUUUAAACUUUGAUCUUUUCAGAUCAACAAGCCUCAAAGAGUUUUCUCAAUGGGCCUGGAGGCAAUCAGUAAUUCAAUCGAUUCAAAAAUGUACAAAUUUACGUCAUCUCGACAUUCUGAUCUGCACCAGGCAUAGAUUGAGAGAUGGCGAUCUUAAUGUGAUUUUCAAAAGUUGUCCGCACCUCGAAACACUGAAAAUGGAUGGACAGUAUAUAAUUGGUCACUCAUUCACGAAAGCUCCGGUGUCCCUUCGCCAUUUGGAAAUCGAGCAAUGCUAUCGAUUCGUGAAAUAUUUCUUCCUUGUCGUUUGUUCAAGAUUGAGAAAAUUGAAGGUACUUCACGUCUCACAAUUGACGAUUCUCGAUGAAAAGGGCGUCCUCGAAAAAAUGACAGAUAUUCUGAAGAAUGUCGAAGAGCUUUCAAUUGUCGGCGAUGCCUCGAAAAACUACAAUCCGUGCGCAUUGUCCGACAUUCGCAAAAUGGGCAAACUCAAAACGCUAUGCCUCGAGGGUUUGAAUUUGGUCACCGACAAAUUUCUUGCCGAACUCAGCGAUCAUGUGAAAUCGCCGGCCGCCAAAUGUAUACAGAGUAUUUCGCUAGCAUAUUGUAAAAAUAUUAGCUCUACGGGUAUCUCCAAACUAGCCGGAAUGGAACGUUUGAGAAAUUUGAAUCUUGACGGAAUUCUACGGGACAUCUCAUUGGGAAUAAUGGCACAUCGAAAACUCGAACGCCUAUUUCUUUCUGAUAACACGCUCGUCGACGAAGCCAGCGUGUUGACGAUGGUGCAGAAUAACUCGAAUUUGAGAUUGUUGGACACUUCGAACAAUUUGAAUUUGGCCUCACCCAUGUUCGGCCAAGCGAUUCUCGAAAAGGCGACGUUCGCGUUCAGAAGCGCGAAACUCAUCAUUCUCACCGAUUUGGACGGAAUUUGGACGCACGCGUUUCCCGAAUAUCUUCAGCGGGAUGUUCAAGUCGUUCAUCUGUACCGGCAUAUGCUGCCAUAUUUGCCGGGAAAUUCGGUCAUUUCGAUUGAAGCGCCCCAUCAGCUGCCCGAUGGCGUGUUGAUGCCGAAUUUGAGGCGCGGCAAUCGAUUCCGAAUGCUGCAGGGAAACAAUUUGGUGAAAGUCGAGCCGAUGAUUCCAGACGAUUCGGAAAACCAAUUUUGGUCGGAGAUUAUGACGAACUUCUCGUCGAACGCGGCGCUUUUCAACGAGCAAGCGAUUCAAGAGCUCAACAUGCUCAACGCGUUCGCUCCGAUGAAUCAACAACACUUGCACACGUUUGACACAUUCCGACCUGACACCGAACAUCUACUCAAUAUGCUCACAUUAGGCUCCGGUGGGGCUCCGCGUCCGCCAACAACGCAGGACGAGAAUGUUGCACCGAUUGUGGUGCAAAAAUAUCGACGCGAGAAUCGCGCCAAACGAAGCAACGAGAAGAAGAAGCGAGAAUCGCGGACGACGACGACGGCUGCACCGAAAGCCUCGAAACCUCCAGUGUUCACUGACGCCGAUUUUCCGCCGUUGUGCUAA
Messenger RNA from Caenorhabditis bovis, 1845 nucleotides. NCBI's taxonomy places the organism in Eukaryota, Metazoa, Nematoda, Chromadorea, Rhabditida, Rhabditidae. The record is from the annotation of a GenBank genome assembly.